UUCUUCUUCUUCUUCUUCUUCUUGCGCGACCGCGAAUGCUACGGGUGAUGGUGCAGCUACUACCUUCCGCUCCUCAAUGAUCCUACCCAGCGGCACCCCGCCAACAUUAACUCCCCCUGCGAGCGGGGGAGGAGCAUAUCAUAUCAUGAACCCGUUAGAGGCAGAGUACUAUUCAUUCCACCCAAUGACCAGGGUUCGGGUGUCGUACGCGGAGAAAUUAAUUGCAUUUCGUAGACAUCCACGGAAAUAGAUCAGUGUGCUCCAUUAUAAAAGGAGACUUAUUAAGAAGAUGACCAGAAGAGUCUCAGAUGGUUCAAUAGUGGAUCGAAGUUAUGUACGGAGUACUCCGUACUGUAUAAAUUAUUUAUAUUCCAUUUGGGCUGCCAUCGCGUGGAGAGAUGUCUUGGCGACAGGCUGACUUCUCAUGGGGUGGAGAGGGGUAUGAAAGCCUAUAACUAGUAGCUACAGGGUGGUGAUAGCCAGCCUAGACUCCAGCUAAGGGAUAGCUAAGAACUCAGUAAGAAACGUACUAAACCCCACUAAACCGCGCCCCGAAGACCCGGCCCUAUAGGCUAUAGAAGACAGCAUGUCCCCGAAAGCUAAACACAGAAAAAGCUAGCUCCAAUCCCGGCAAGUGGCGGGGUGAAAUUAUGACGAGAUGUCUUUAAAUUCCCGAAGAAGCAAGCUUGUCACUCUCGACAAAACGCGGUAAUCAAUAUAUAUCUAAUAUUUAUCACAAUGUCCACUCUCACUCAUGCUGAAGGUGUAGAUGGACAUCCACCACACCUAGAGCCAAGCCAAUUAGGCACGAAGGAAUACUGGGAAUCAUUCUACGAUAACUCUCUAUCUCACCUAUCUUCGAAGCAACGGGCGCGGGCGCGCAAGGGUCAAAGUCGUACCAAAGACGAGAGUGAAGCCGAUGAUAGAAACGAGGAGGAAGACGAAAAAGGUGCCGAUGAUGAUGAGUACAACGGCGAUGAAGACGGAGACGAAGACGACGACCCUGGCACAUCCUGGUUCAUAGAACACAACUCGCCCGAAAAAGUCAUGAGAUUCCUCACCUCCGAAUCCUUCCCGCUUGCACCCUGUAACACUACUCCGAGUACACAGACACAACGGCAAUCACAAUCGCAAUCGCAACCACAACCACAACCCAACAUCCUCGACCUUGGAACGGGGAACGGCAGCAUGCUUGCCCUCCUCCGCGACGAGGGGGGUUUCACGGGGGGCCAGAUGGUCGGAGUCGACUAUUCUCCCAAGAGCAUCGAGUUGGCGAGACGGUUGCAUCACCAUCGUCAUGACUCCUCCUCAACGCGGGACGGUGGGGCGGACACUGCUGCUAGAACUACUACUAGUGGUACCCCGGCAAUCCGCUUCGAGGUGUGGGAUGUCUUUGACAAGCGAGCUGUGGAGGAAUUGGAUUGGUUCCCGGCUGCUCAGGGCGGGUUUGACAUCGUGCUAGAUAAGGGGACGUUUGAUGCCAUUUCGCUUUCUGCGGAGGAGGUUGUGGUGGAUGUCGGGGGUGCAGCGAGGGUAGGGGGAGCAGACAGGGGAGCAGGAGGAGAGGAAAAUGUGGAUAUGAAGGGGUCGCGCGUGGUGCAGAGGAGGGUGUGUGAGCGGUAUCCUGGCAUUGUGAAGGGGUUGGUACGCAAGGACGGGUUUCUGGUUGUUACGAGCUGUAAUUGGACGGAGGAGGAGUUGAUUAGGUGGUUUACGAGGAGGGAGGUGGGGGAAGGGGAAGCGGAGGAAGGGGGUAGGCUGGUGGUAUGGGACCGUGUUGAUUAUCCGAAGUUUCGGUUUGGAGGGCAGGAGGGCCAGGGGGUGUGUACUAUUUGUUUUAGAAGGGUGAGUGGGAGCUAAAAUGGGGGCGGUGUCCUGGGUUAAAAGCUAUGAUGGGGUGAUGAGUUAUGAAAAUAGAGUAUAGAAUAAUAAAAAAAUCAUUUUCGAUAUCAGCGUCAUGAAAACGACCAGUUUGCCUGGGGUUCAAUUGUAACUCUCUGCUAUUCUGGAGCCCUAGUAUAAAAUUCAUCACAACCAUCACAUAUAAAAAGACAUGUAAAAUCUACAUCCCAAAUGACGGUUACUAUUUCACCCCUUUCUCAAGAACGCAACAACGCACCAUCUCGCUCUGUUCUCCGGGCCCUCUUCCGGACGUACAGACAUCCA
This is a messenger RNA of Blastomyces dermatitidis ER-3, 2166 nucleotides long. Its product is annotated as S-adenosylmethionine-dependent methyltransferase. NCBI's taxonomy places the organism in Eukaryota, Fungi, Ascomycota, Eurotiomycetes, Onygenales, Ajellomycetaceae. The transcript is spliced from 2 exons. Gene Ontology annotation, molecular function: protein-lysine N-methyltransferase activity. Bases 739 to 1860 code for a protein of 373 amino acids. Gene Ontology annotation, biological process: peptidyl-lysine monomethylation; peptidyl-lysine dimethylation. Gene Ontology annotation, cellular component: cytoplasm. The record is from RefSeq and is a predicted model, not a curated record.